Lytechinus pictus (painted urchin) is the source of this 3200-nucleotide messenger RNA. RefSeq lists its product as uncharacterized. NCBI's taxonomy places the organism in Eukaryota, Metazoa, Echinodermata, Echinoidea, Temnopleuroida, Toxopneustidae. The coding region runs from base 506 to 937 and encodes 143 amino acids. The record is from RefSeq and is a predicted model, not a curated record. The transcript has 11 exons.
ACUAAAAACAAGCAGCAUAAAAAUGUACGUGUACGUCUACCGUCAGUUCAUCCAAUAUCCACAUGGUGUAUUUGCUAUCAUUUUACCUGCUUCCGCGGUCUUCUGUGUUUGAUAUGCAAUAGCAUCCUUUGCUAUGGAUUUUGUCAUCAGGAACAUGCAUAUAAUGUCUUAAUUUACCUUCUCUUAUUGCCAAUUAGGCCAAAAUGCCCUUGCCAUUGCUAAAGGCAUUGAACCACAGGGUCUUGGCAACAAAGCAGAUGUUAUGUGCAUCUUUGUACAGCACCAGUUUCUAUACAAGUCAAAGACUGCGCCUGAACCACUGCUGAUUUGUGAUGCACCUGAUUGCCUGUUAAAAGGCAAACCUCAGAAGAAGGAGGACUGGGCAAAACGUGAAGUCUGUGGUGGCUGGAUGCAUUAUAAAUGUGUUGGACUGGAAAAUCCACCACCACCCAGGACAGACUACAUUUGUCCUUUUUGCCAAGCAAAGUUCAAGUAGAGAUCUGCAAUGAUUGAAGGGGAAGUCUGGUUCAAAACUACAAUUGGUGGUGACGUGAAGAUGAUGAACAAAAUGUCUCAGAAACGGACAAGAACCAAGACAUGUGGAAUUGCAGCCAAGCCUCUUGGAAAAGCGAAAAGAAUCCAGACAUUGCUCUCCCACAGUUUGGAUAAACCCCAAAUUAAACAACAAGAUGCAGCAACACAGACUGUCCUGGAGACCAAGAAUGUUGACCAGGAAGAAGGCAAUGAUAAUGAGGAAGCUGAAGUGCUUGAAGACGACACUCGCAAAGAUCCAGAUUACGAGCCUGACAUAGAAGAGCUACAUGAAGAGAUUGAAGAACGUAAAAUAAUGCCCUUGCCAUUGCUAAAGGCAUUGAACCACAGGGUCUCGGCAACAAAGCAGAUGCUAUGCGCAUCUUUGUACAGCACCAGCUUCUAAACAAGUCAAAGACUGCACCUGAACCACUGCUGAUUUGUGAUGCACCUGAUUGCCUGUUAGAAGGCAAACCUCAGAAGAAGGAGGACUGGGCAAAAUGUGAAGUCUGGUGGCUGGAUGCAUUAUAAAUGUGUUGGACUGGAAAAUCCACCACCACCCAGGACAGACUACAUUUGUCCUUUUUGCCAAGCAAAGUUCAAGUAGAGAUCUGCAAUGAUUGAAGGGGAAGUCUGGGUCAAAACUACAAUUGGUGGUGACGUGAAGGUGAUGAACAAAAUGUCUCAGAAACGGACAAGAACCAAGACAUGUGGAAUUGCAGCCAAUCCUCUUGGAAAAGCGAAAAGAAUCCAGACAUUGCUCUCCCGCAGUUUGGAUAAACCCCAAAUUAAACAACAAGAUGCAGCAACACAGACUGUCCUGGGGACCAAGAAUGUUGACCAGAAAGAAGGCAAUGAUAAUGAGGAGGAAGCUUAAGUGCUUGAAGAUGACACUCGCAAAGAUCCAGAUUACGAGCCUGACAUAGAAGAGCUACAUGAAGAGAUUGAAGAACGUAAAAUGAAUGAGCCAGCUGAUAUUCUCAAUCAGAAUAAAUACAUCGUAUUCGAAAACCAACUUCUGGAGCUUUUUAAGCAGUGCAGGAACUGUCAUAUGCCCUGCAGUGUGAAAAAAAUCCAACCAAGAAAUUUUGGGAGCCAGUUGAAAAUCAUCGCCUCAUGUGAGGAAUGAGAGUUUACAACUUCCUGGUACUCACAGCCGAAAGUUGGAAACCUGUUUGCAGGCAAUAUAUUGCUCUCCGCUGCUGUGGUAUUCGCUGGAGGAAGUCCCACGAAAAUAGUGAAGGUGUUUUGGCACAUGAACCUGAAGGGAGUCUCCUAUGCCACCUUCAUGGAGCAUCAAGGGACUUACCUCCAGCCGGCAGUAGUCCAGGUAUACAACAGGCAGCAGGAGGCUCUGUUUGCCCACUACCGAGCCAAUGGAAAGGGGCUAACUCUUGGUGGUGAUGGGAGGAGCGAUUCCCCUGGCCAUUCGGCAAAAUAUGGGAGCUACAUGUACACCCUCAUAGUAUAUCAGCAAAUAAAGUUCUUGACGUGGAACUAGUGCAGAGAGGAUUGUGAAGGACUGACAGAGGUUGGGGAAGAGGAGCAUGAGAUGGGGGAGGAGAUUGAGCUGGAGGACAUCACACAGGAGGCACAGUACACAAGGUCUGGUCUCCACCACAAGUCAACGGCUCAGCAAGCAGAAGAUGCCAAAUUGUUCCUCAUCACAGAAAAUAGGCUUUUAGACAUAGCGAACAAAGCAUUAUCAAAGUGCACCCAAUGUGCAUCAAGUCUUGCAGUGAAUCUAAGACAGGGAAAUGGGAGUGCUGCCUAUAUAGACUGGAUCUGCCCAAAUGGACAAGUGCCUUGAUCCUCACCGGGAACAACUUUCACAAAGUGUCCCUCAUGUCAAAGUUUGCCAGACUUAAUUUUAUGGGGCACUCGAUGUUUGCGGCAGUGCAAAAGACAUACAUAUGCCCUGCUGUUGAGGCCCAUUGGGAGAAUGUAAGGAAGGACAUUCUGGCACUCCGGUUGUGGUAUCCGGUUUUUGCCUCAGGGUCAGGAGCAGCAUUCCAAUGAUUUCACCUAGGAGAAAAAUUGUGAGCUUCGGGGACUGGAUACUAAGGAAUUUAGAAUGUAACCUUUCGACUUUGGACCCAUCAUAUGAUGUUCGUGUGCACGUGUAUCCCGGAGCCAAUAUCAAGAGUUUAAAAAACAGUCUGAGAACUGACAAUCCUUUUUUUGAAUUUGGAACAGAUUUUGUCGUUCUGCAUGUGGGCACAAACAAUUUAGAGAGUGGAUUGUGGUCUCUUGACUGUCAACACUAUUUUGAAUUGUAUCAGACAGUGAAAGAAGUAUUUCGGUCAGCAACAGUGAUUUUCUCAAGCAUUCUACCCCGUUGGGACCGACAAGAUUUAUAUGAAUUGUCAUUGAUUUACAAUGAAAACUAGAGAAACUUUGCCAUGAAGUUGAAGUGCUUGUUCUUCAGUUGUUGUGAGGAUUUCAAUCAUACUGAUGAUGCUUUCUCCCUAGAUGGAUUGCAUUUAAAUAAUUUUGGAAAGUGUUUGUUCGCGAGUCGUCUCAAUGCAUACCUAACCAAAUUGACCACUCCAAAACCCAAUUCAGACUACAGCCAUAAAGAAUGGCAGAACACAGAUUUGGACUUGUACAUCUACAUGUACAAGAGGCGAGACAAGUGGGUCACAGAGUACCUACACGAACAGUCGCAG